Molecule: messenger RNA, 7453 nt
Organism: Daphnia pulex (common water flea)
Lineage: Eukaryota; Metazoa; Arthropoda; Branchiopoda; Diplostraca; Daphniidae
Product: ATP-binding cassette sub-family A member 7-like
Exons: 44
Coding region: 375-7058 (2227 amino acids)
Biological process (GO): lipid transport; transmembrane transport
Cellular component (GO): membrane; intracellular membrane-bounded organelle
Molecular function (GO): ATP hydrolysis activity; ATP binding; ABC-type transporter activity
Source: RefSeq, a predicted model, not a curated record
GAAACAACCGGAAAAGAGGCAGACGAAUUUUUAUUAGCUGUUGGGUGUGUAACACAGCAUAAUACACAGGCGCGAAUCAGUUGUAAAUUAGAAUCUCAUGAAGUCAUUACCUACUGUAAAUGUUUAUUGCUCUAGCUAGGGGGUGGAGUGUGCUAAUCAUCAUGGCUUAAAACUUUUUCUCAACCAUCUAUUCUCACUCUUCGUCAAACGUUCAAGUCUUUCAGUUGCUAAUUAUAAUAUUUCUCCUGUGCACCCUUCACAUUUUGCUUUGUAAUAAUUCUUACUAAAAAUCUGCAUCUCAUUGCUAAAAUUCUUUGCUUGCUACAUGGAAGCACAUUUCCCCAAUUACUCUGUAGCUUAAUUGUAUCAAAGAAAUGGGAAUGUUUUGGGUACAGUUGAGACAGUUGAUGUGGAAAAACUUAUUGAUUAGAAAAAGAUCAAAGAUCAGAGUUGCCACCGAACUUGUUUGGCCAGUCAUUUUGUUUGUAAUUUUAGCCCUUGUUAGGACCAAAGGUUUAAAGGAAUACAAGAAUGAAUGUUUUCUGGAAGAACGAGCUUUACCUUCUGCUGGCCCUUUGAUCUUUCUGCAAAGCUUAAUUUGCACAUUUGACAAUAAUUGCCACAGUUCCCCAGCAUCAGCUAAUCGUCUGAUUGAUGAGUUUGAAUUUGACAAUGUUAGAGGGCUAAUUCGGGAUUUGACAAACAUUUCUAAGAGGAGGAUUACUGAUGAGGAAGUUGCUAAAGGAUCUGGAGUUGCAAUUGAUGUUACAGCUGGUGUUGCAUUUGCCUUCAAGACAAUUAGCAGCGGAUCUAGCCCGAAAACUUCAUUUCCCUUUAAGAAUGUCAUUAGUCGCGAUGCUUUUCAGCGACUCGUAAGCUCAAAAAAUGCCUCGCAAACAUCAGCAUUAUUUGAGUCUAUCGUUCACAUUCCACCACCGGAACUAUCAAAGGAUGUGCUGAGAUAUCACAUAGAAAACCCCCGUCAAGUGUUUUGUAACACUUCGCUUUUGAAAUCAUGGGUAACCGCUCCGGACGAGUCGACUCUGCAAACUUUAAGCCAAGUUUUUUGUCAGUCUACUGCUGCUGAGAUAAUUAGCGUUCUCAAUGGGACUUUGCUAGUCAACCAAGCCCAACGUAUCGUGGAGGAAAAUAUAGAGCAGCCAUUACACCUGGAAGACUGGGCAAAUCUUGGUCGUCUUCUGAAUACGAUUCUUUCUGACAUCAGCGAUUUAGAUUCUCUUUCCAUGAUAGUCAAAAAAUUUUCCAGUACAACGCUUGGAAAAUUAACUGAGCAGUUGUGGAGAUCAAGAAACAAUGAACCUGGAAACGCAACAUCGACUAUGUCGUUUCUCAACUCAACUGCGAAUAUUCUGUGUGGAAAGAAUACGUUGAUCAGAGAAAGGAAACCUUCCGACUUUCCAGAUGGACCAGAGUCCUUCCAAAUAGGAAGACUCUCCAAAUCCCAGUCUGCAACCGUAACACGCUCUAAUCUCACGAAACCUUGCCUGCAGCUUUUUAUAGGCUUACAGCAGAAUCCAUUGACUCGCAUGAUUCUCGAACUCUUUUAUCCAUUUAUUCGAGGGAAGCUUAUUUAUGCGCCCAAGAAUACUGCGUUUGACCGCGUGAUUAGUCAUGUCAAUGAAACAUUCCAAGAUUUAAGGAUUGUACAGCGUUUUGCGGGCAGAUGGCUGGAAGAAAUUUCACCUGCACUUAGGCGUUUUCUGAAUCAACUGGAUCCAACAACCAUUGCAAAUGUAACAGAAAUUAUCAAGGACCGUGUCCCUGGACUAAAUAAUGUGACUUCGUUCCCAACGAACAUGUCCAAUCAAAUCAUCAGUAUUAAGGAAAGUUUGGUGAAGCUCGAUCUUGUCGCAAAUUUGGUCAAUACUUAUGUGGAAUGUUACGAAUUCGACAAAUUUGAGGGAUAUGCCACUGAAGAAGAAGCCGUCGAGCGUGGCAAGAGUUUAAUCGACAUCGGUGGAUUGUGGGCAGUGAUUGUUUUUAAAGCUCAAAACAAUAACCUCACAUCACAGGAUCUACCUCACAACAUCACUUACAAAUUACGCAUGGACAGUUCUAAAAUCGAUAGCACAAAGAGAUUGCGAGAUUUCUUCGAAACACCACUGCCCCGGACAAAUCCCACAAAGUACAUGAAGUAUUUCACUUCUGGCUACAUUUUCCUACAGGACAAAAUAGAACAAGCUAUAAUCAAGCUGCAAUCGAAUCGAUCCCAACUGCCUGGAAUGUAUAUGCAACAAUUCCCAAGUCCAUGCUACACUUUCGACACCUUUUUCUUGGCGAUUGCGGGUCUAUUCCCGCUUUUUAUGGUGUUAUCUUUCGUUUACACCUGCGCCAUGAUUGUCAAGUCAAUUGUUCGCGAAAAAGAGCGGCGCCUCAAAGAAACGAUGAAAACUAUGGGACUAGGAAACGCUGUUCAUUGGGUAGCCUGGUUUAUUGAUAGCAUGUCUUUUAUGCUAAUUUCAUGUGUUCUUCUCUCCAUGAUCCUAGUGUUUGGAGGAAUUUUGGAGAAUUCAAAUUUCCUUAUAGUACUAAUUUUCGUCCUCAGUUUCAGUAUUGCCACCAUUUGCUUCAGUUUUCUAGUUUCGACGUUCUUUAGUCGAGCGAAUCUAGCUGCUGCUUGUGGUGGGUUCUUUUUCUUCGCUUGUUUCCUCCCCUACAAUUUUUUCAACUUAAAUGGUCAAGAUUACAGCCUCGGGAUCUUGAUACUUGCGAGUUUGAUGAGUGACGUGUCUUUUGGAAUCGGCUGCUUUUAUUUUGCAAGUCACGAGCAAAGUGGAGAAGGUGCACAAUGGAGCAAUAUAGCUACAAGCCCUAAAGACGGCGAUGCGUAUUCGCUAUUGGGAUGUAUUUUGAUGAUGCUAUUUGACGCUGUUCUCUACUUAAUAUUGACUUGGUACGUCGAGACCGUCUUUCCAGGUCAAUAUGGUAUUCCAAAACCAUGGUAUUUCAUGUUUCAACCAUCCUACUGGUUUUCAAGUAAGCGCAGAAACAGUAUUGCCGGGGGCCUUCCAUCAAGUCAUGACGCAGUCGCGGAUUUGAUUGAAGAAGAGUCAAGAGACCUGAUGAUUGGAGUGAGCAUCCGUGAUCUUGGGAAAAUAUAUUCUAACGGAAAAGUUGCUCUCCGAAAUCUGCACAUCGAUUUUUAUGAAGAUCAAAUUACUUCUUUUUUGGGACACAAUGGAGCAGGGAAAACCACGACUAUCUCUAUUCUGACAGGACUGUUUCCCCCGUCAAGUGGAACAGCUACGAUAAACGGGUUGGAUAUUCGUUACCAAAUGGAUGAUAUCCGCCGUCAGCUUGGCGUGUGUCCUCAGCACAAUGUCCUCUUCGAUCAACUAACUGUGGAAGAACAUUUGCGAUUCUAUGCAAAUCUAAAAACAGGGGAACAAAUCGAGUCACGAAAAGAAAUUGACAAAAUGAUUGAAGAUUUAGGGCUGUCGCACAAAAAGCACGAUAUUUCCGAACAUCUUUCUGGUGGAAUGAAAAGGAAACUAUCCAUUGGCUCAGCUUUUAUAGGAAAUUCAAAAACGGUGAUCUUGGACGAACCAACAGCGGGAGUCGAUCCUUACUCUCGACGAUCAAUUUGGGACAUUCUCCUAAAAUAUAAAACAGGUCGAACUAUUAUUUUGACUACUCACUUUAUGGAUGAAGCGGACUUGUUGGGAGAUCGUAUAGCUAUUAUUUCUCAAGGGCAAUUGAAAUGUUGUGGCUCUUCCCUUUUUCUAAAGCAGAAACUAGGAUCCGGCUAUUAUCUUACGGUCGUAAGGAAAGACGAGAGUGAGCGCAAUGUCCUAGUGAACGGCGACGGCCAAGGAAAUGCAGAUCCUGUUUCACGAAGAGCAAAUGAAACCGAUAAAAUUGUGAAUGUAGUGAAACAACACAUCCCAAACGUAAAUAUUGUAGAGAAUGUAGGGUCUGACAUCGUAUUCUGCCUUCCUGAAGUCGAUGAAGCAGGAGUCCACCAGCGAGACAAGUUUCCUCUUCUUUUUGAUGAGCUCGACUUAAAAAUGGAAGAGCUUCGUGUUGAUAGCUAUGGAAUUAACGAUACGACACUUGAAGAGAUAUUUCUAAAGGUUGCCAAUGACCCCUCAGAAGAAAGUUUUGAACCCAAAGUAGAACCGGAACAAGUUCUUGCAGUUGCGUCCGGUGAACAGUCCAUUUUUACUUCUUUGCGAAGAAUAAGAUCCCGGGAAUCUGUAUACGAGGAAGUGCCUCAAACUGAAGAGAAUGUUACUUCUGAUACAUUCAGUCUUCUCUCUUCUGAGAAAUUGACGGGUGCGGUACUGAUUUGUCAGCAAUUUUUUGCGUUGUACGUCAAAAGAUUCUGCAACUCUAAACGGAACUUGAAAGGAUUUUUUUGCGAGAUUGUUUUGCCUGCGUUAUUAAUUAUUAUUAAUCAAUUAACAACCAUGCAACUAAGUGCAAUUUCUCCGGAGCCUUCUAUUGAACUUUCCCCGUGGCUUUACGGAAGUUCAAACGUUGCUUUCUAUGCAAAUGCCAAUCCCAAUGAAAUUUGGAAUAACCGUUACAUAAAGAACAUGUUGAAUGAAACCGGUAUGGGUACAAGAUGCCAAAACAACGUGACGAGUUUUCAGUGUAAUAGUAACACAACCGGACUACUUAAUCCCUUUGUCAAUCCUGACGAUUACGUUGACUUUCAAUGUCCGUGUAACAUGGGUGUUGCUUUUUGCCCCGCAAAUUUAACCGCGGCGACUCUGCUUCACAGAUACAAAUCUGUUUCAACUGACGAUUUUUAUGAUGUAACGGGAAAGGACAUAGCAAUGUGGAUAGUUCGAACCUACAAGACAUAUAAAAAGUUCAGGAGUGGAGGGUUUGAAUUCGGCUUGCAAAACCCUUUCGAAGGUUUAAACUUGACAUUAUUUUCGAAAGAUGUGCAAGACCUAAUGGAGUCAAUGAGAUUUCCAUUACCACUUCAGUUGAACGCUUCUGGUGAAAUUUUGAAUUUUGAAAAUAUUACUCGUUUAAGUGGGACUUUUGAUAAAGUGAAGGUUUGGUAUGAUCACAAAGCUUGGGCUUCGUCAGUUUCGUAUUUGAAUGCUAUCAACAACGUUAUUUUACGUUCAUCAAUGCCAACAUCAAAAACAUUUUAUAGCAUUACAGCAGUUAAUCAUCCUAUGAACUAUUCAACUAAGCAACUAGAAGAUCGAUUCAUGAAACAAGUUGGUAUCAGCGUAUUGCACGCAAUAUCAGUCAUUUUUUCUAUGAGUUUUGUACCCGCAUCAUUUGUCAUCUUUUUGGUGGAAGAACGGAAGUCUAAAACCAAGCAUCUGCAGUUUAUAUCUGGAGUGAAACCCAUAACUUUCUGGGUUGCGUCUUACACUUGGGAUAUGAUGAAUUAUUUGAUACCUAGCGCAUUAGUUAUCUUCAUAUUCAUUGGAUUCGAUCAGCAAGCUUACAUUGGCCCUAAGAAUAUCGCAGGAAUGAUACUGCUAUUGAUCCUCUACGGAUUAUCAGCUAUCGCUCUCAUGUAUCCGGCUAGUUUGGUUUUUUCCGUCCCUAGUUCUGCCUUUGUCGGUUUGGCGUGUGGUAAUUUAUUCAUCGGAGUCAUCACCACGAUUUCCUCUUUCGUUCUUCAACUUUUCGACGACGCACAAUUGAAAUUGAUUGGAAGUAUUCUUAACGAAGUUUAUUUAAUAUUUCCUCACUACUGCCUCGGUCGUGGAAUGAUUGACAUGGCGCAAGUACAUUAUACUACCCAAAGACUUGAGCUUCUUGGACUUGAUUACCCGCGAAAUAUCUUCGAGUGGGAUUACCUUGGCCGCUACUUUCUUUCCAUGGUUCUUCAGGCUGUAGUUUUCUUCAGUUUCACUGUGCUCUUGCAUUAUCAAGUGCUCCCGGAAAGUGUCGUGCGCUACUUUCAGAGAACACAACUUCAACCACUACCCCUUGAAGAUGAAGAUGUUGCUCGUGAACGUGAGCGCGUUGAGCAGAUUGAUGAUGAGUCAACUGAUGAACUUCGCUUACUACGACUUACAAAAGUAUACGGCCGAGGUACAGAGCCAGCCACGAAUAGGUUGUCUUUCGGCUUGAAGAAGGGCGAGUGUUUUGGCUUACUUGGAGUCAAUGGUGCUGGAAAAUCUACAACCUUCAAAAUGUUGACGGGAGACGAGACGGUUACUAGCGGUAAUGCGUUUGUUGGCGGCUAUAGCAUUUUGUCGAACUUGACAGAAGCGCAACAAAAUUUAGGAUAUUGCCCGCAAGAAGAUGCGCUCUUAUCACUCCUUACUGGCGCAGAACACUUGAGGUUGUUUGCAAGGCUCCGUGGAGUUCCCCAAAAGCAUAUGGACAAGGUUGUCAAUGAAAGUUUAAAGAAAUUAGGACUUCUUCCUUAUAAAAAUCGAUGUGCUGGGACCUACUCCGGGGGCAACAAAAGGAAACUGUCAACAGCUAUUGCCUUUAUUGGCAAUCCCGCCGUUGUAUUCUUGGAUGAACCAUCGAGUGGCAUGGAUCCGAAAGCACGUCGCUCAUUGUGGUCAGCUAUUAUCGACGCGCUGAAAGGUUCACGUUCCAUCCUGUUGACUUCCCACUCGAUGGAAGAGUGUCAAGUUCUGUGUACUCGUCUAGCGAUCAUGGUCAACGGUACUCUUCGUUGUCUUGGUUCUGCUCAACACCUGAAAAACAGAUUUGGCAAUGGAUACAUGAUCAGUGCUCGCUGUGAAAUGGAGUAUGUCAGCGAUGUCCUACAAAGUGUCCAAUCGGUCAUACCUGAAGCACGUUUGCGUGAGCGACGAUCCCGCCAGCUGAUUUGGCACAUUCAACCCAACGUUCUUUCCAUAGCAUCUUUAUUCAACAGAAUGGAAGCGGCAAGGGCAGCAACUCAAAUGGUGGAUUAUUCAAUCACACAAACCACGUUGGAUGAUGUAUUCCUUCGAUUUGCCCGUCUUCAGAGGGAAACGAAUGAGGAGUCUGACGAUAAUAAUGAGCAAGGGUUAGAAGAUGUGCCUUUGCAUUCUCGGACUAGUCAUGGCCUAACUAAUCAAGAUCAGUUCGCCGUUUCAAUCAACACUGCGUUCUGAAGUUUACCAAAAACAGCGUCGAACAAUCUAGGAAAUUAAUUUUUCGAUUAAAACUUUAUCGUAUUAUAUUCAAUUGGAUCUUGAUAAUCUUUUUUAUAUUUACACGUAUUCGUAUUUCCCCUUCUAAUCGAUAAUAAUUGUUAACAUUUACGUAUUAGAUUUCGAUUUUCCCUGCCCAAUUCCAUCAUCUUUUGAUUCUUAUUGUCGGAAUUUUGCAAAACUUUAGCACUCGUAGACGUAAUAUCCUAACGGGCGAAUUCGGCCAGAAUCAGCAGUUGAAAAUGUUAUUCAGUCCACUAAGAGUCAGUUUUGUGGUUUAAUUUUCUUGUUUUGUAAUGCCGGAAGUCCAAAAUACAACUUUUCCCAGCUUCGGAAAAGCAACAGAUGGACAACAA